GAGAUGGAGGUUCAAGCUCCUCCGUGGACGGUUUGAGAUGAAGGUUAUGGAUAGUCCCAAUACUCAUUGUGCUAACCUAACAAAUCUCGCUAACUCUCUCGCUAACUAUACCGUUUUGGUCCCAAAAAAAAAAGACGGGGGAAAAUGACGGAGUCCAAACUUUGAUUAGCCUUUGACUCUUGCCGCUCACCACUGCAGUGGGGGUCGCCGUAAAACCUAACACCUCUCUCUCUCUCUCUCUCUCUCUCUCUCUCUCCCUCCUGUUGUUGGCCGCCUCUCCCAGCUUAAAUCUUUCUCUCCUGUCAUUCAUGGCGGAAGCCGAUUCCGCAAAAACCUUAACCUUAUCCGAGGAGUAUAUGUUGAAGGAGAAAGAAGAGAAGCUGGAUAUGGUUACAAAGCCUGCAGAAAAAUCUGAGAUGAAGAACACUGACAGUGCCACCGCUGAAGAAGUUUCCAGUUCAAUAACUGAUGAAACCCCUGUUGUUAGCAGUAGUAACGAUGUUGACUCUGCCGCUGCUGAUGAAAGCAGUGCAGAAUCUAGUGCUGCAGCUGAAGAAAGCAAUGAAACCACUCCUAGUGCAGGGGAGAGUGACAGUGAAGCCACAGAGGCUGCUGCUGACAAUAGCAGUGGAAAUGCUGAACAAGAAGACUUUAGGGAUCAAGAAGGUGAAGACACACCGGAGAUUAAGCUUGAGACAGCACCAGCAGAUUUCCGUUUCCCAACUACAAAUCAAUCUAGGCAUUGCUUUACCCGAUACAUCGAGUAUCAUCGGUGAGUCAAUCGAAAUCCUAUA
Molecule: messenger RNA, 794 nt
Organism: Rhododendron vialii
Lineage: Eukaryota; Viridiplantae; Streptophyta; Magnoliopsida; Ericales; Ericaceae
Product: cytochrome c oxidase subunit 6b-1-like
Exons: 3
Coding region: 309-776 (155 amino acids)
Cellular component (GO): mitochondrion; respiratory chain complex IV
Source: RefSeq, a predicted model, not a curated record